UGGUGUUGAAUUGCUUGAUAUCUUAUCCCCGAAUUUUAUCUGUCACAGUCAGCAGAAGACAGAUACGCAUCAAUUGUUGAAUGAUUAUUAGUCGAGCAACUGAGUUUCAAAUACUGAAUGCAUAAAGCAAAAAAAAAAAAAAAAAAAGACCUUCAAUGCAUAAAUGACCAUUAAAUAAUGUAAGGCACCCCAUAACUUGUUCAGCCAAGAAAACAGAAGUAAACAAUGGAUUAUGUAGCCAUUGUAGGUGGAUUACUACUUGCCUGGACUUUGCUUCAGUGCAUUCGUUGGCUAGCUAUAAGCAACAGAUGUAACAGAAAACUCCCACCAGGGCCAGUUCCCCUACCCUUAAUUGGAAAUCUUCACAACAUUCUUCUUGGUAGUCAACCUCACCAGUCCAUUGCAAAGCUUGCCGACAAAUAUGGCCCAAUAAUUAGCCUCAGAUUCGGACGAAUAACUACAGUGGUUACAUCUUCAUCAGCCGUGGCCAAAGAAGUUUUACAAAAGAAAGAUUUGGCCUUUUCAAGUAGAACAAUUCCAGAUGCAAUAUAUGCACUAAAUCACUGCCAAUUCUCUGUGGUAUGGCUACCAGUCGCUAAUCGAUGGAGAAGCCUAAGGAAAAUCUUGAAUUCUAAUAUCUUCUCUGGCAGCAGGCUUGAUGCAAAGCAACAUCUCAGGUCCCGAAAGAUCCAAGAUCUUAUUGCUUAUUGCGAUAGGUGUAGCCAAACUGGUGAGGCAGUGAAUAUAGGCCAAGCUACUUUUGAGACCUCUAUGAAUUUACUUUCGAAUACCAUUUUUUCCAAGGAUGUAGUGGACCCUUAUGCAAAUUCAGGUAAAGAAUUCAAGGAUGUUGGUAAGUUGCUUCAACAAAUUGAGGGACUGAUACAUGAACGAUUCGAGCAAAGAAGGGGAUUUGCAACUAGCAGUAGCACUGACGUUCUUGAUGUUUUGUUAAAUAUCAGCAAUGAAGACCCACAGCCAAUCGACAGAAAUCACAUCGAACGGUUAUGCUUGGACCUUUUCGUUGCGGGAACUGACGCAACUUCUAAUACAUUAGAAUGGGCAAUGGUAGAGGUCAUGAGAAAACCAUACAUAAUGAGAAAAGCUAAAGCUGAGCUUGCAGAAGUUAUUGGCAAAGGCAAGGCAAUAGAAGAGGCCGACGUUGCUUGUCUCCCAUAUUUGCAGUGCAUAGUGAAAGAAACCUUGCGGGUACACCCACCAGUACCCUUUUUGAUUCGAAAGGUAGACCAAGAUGUUGAGGCGUGUGGCUAUUUUGUUCCAAAAGACUCUCUAGUGUUAGUGUACGUAUGGUCAAUAGGCCGUGAUCCAGCUAUAUGGGAGGAUCCACUCACCUUUAAGCCUGAGAGAUUUUGGGGUUCAAAAAUGGAUGUUCGUGGCCAAGAUUUUGAACUCAUUCCAUUUGGUGCCAGUCGAAGAAUUUGCCCGGGGUUACCUUUGGCAACCAGAACAGUUUCUGUAAUGUUGGGUUCAUUGUUGAAUUCAUUUGAUUGGAAAGCUGAAGGGGAUAUUGCACUAGAGGAUUUGGAUGUGGAAGAAAAGUUUGGCAUUACACUUGCGAGAUUGCGUCCUUUAAGAGUUGUCCCUGUUCCACUGUAAAUGCCAGCUCCAAAUUGACCAUGUAAUAACAUUAUUUUAUUAGUGACCAGACACUAGACAGUAUCCAAAACUUUGGAAUUGGGGUGUCUUGACUCUUGAUGUUCCGUGCACCCAGUGAUGAAUUAAUAAUGUCCCACAUGUACACUAUAGUUUAUCAUUGUUGUAUUCUUCUCUCUUUUAAGUAAUGUAACUAUUUUCUUUUAAGCAAUUGUGUUGGUUUAGUUAAAA
Molecule: messenger RNA, 1845 nt
Organism: Lycium ferocissimum
Lineage: Eukaryota; Viridiplantae; Streptophyta; Magnoliopsida; Solanales; Solanaceae
Product: geraniol 8-hydroxylase-like
Exons: 4
Coding region: 226-1617 (463 amino acids)
Molecular function (GO): heme binding; oxidoreductase activity, acting on paired donors, with incorporation or reduction of molecular oxygen; iron ion binding
Source: RefSeq, a predicted model, not a curated record